GCGGGGUUUCUAGGAGAUGCAGCGUGCUUUUUUUCCCUCUCUUGAUUUGUAGCGUUCAUUUUUUCAAGUGUCACGCUGUUUUGAGCUCGUUUAAUAAUAAUCAUGGCUGGCCAGGAGAUGCGUCUGAACCACACUAUUUACAUCAACAAUUUGAACGAGAAGAUCAAAAAAGAUGAACUGAAGAAGUCGCUUUAUGCUAUAUUCUCCCAGUUUGGACAAAUCCUGGACAUCCUUGUUUCCACUGCACUGAAAAUGAAGGGUCAGGCCUUUGUGAUCUUCAAGGAGAUCAACAGUGCUUCCAACGCUCUGCGCUCUAUGCAGGGCUUCCCGUUUUAUGAUAAACCUAUGCGUAUUCAGUAUGCAAAGCAGGAUUCUGACAUUAUUGCAAAGAUGAAGGGUACAUUUGUGGAGCGUGACCGUAAGAAAGAGAAGAAAAAGCCUAAGGGUCCUGAUGCUGCUGGGAAAAAGAAUGCUUCUGCCACACCUGCUAUGGCUGGAGUACCUGCAGCUGUGCCUGGAAUGCCUCCCAUGAGUCAAGCCCCUCGCAUGAUGCCAAUGCCUGGCCAGCCUCCCUACAUGCCACCACCUGGUAUGAUGCCACCACCUGGCAUGGGACCUGGACAGAUGCCUCCUGGUGCCAUGCCACCAGGUCAGAUGAUGCCAGGACAAAUGCCAGGCCAGAUGCCUCAGCAGGUUUCGGAAAACCCUCCCAACCACAUCCUGUUUCUUACCAAUCUUCCAGAGGAGACCAACGAACUUAUGCUAUCUAUGCUUUUCAACCAGUUCCCUGGAUUCAAAGAAGUUCGUCUCGUACCUGGUCGUCACGAUAUCGCCUUUGUGGAGUUUGACAAUGAGGUGCAGGCGGGUGCAGCCAGAGAAGCUUUGCAAGGCUUUAAGAUCACACAGAACAAUGCUAUGAAAAUCUCCUUUGCAAAGAAAUAACCUCUUUGUACACACAAACACUUACAUGUAGCUCCUAUGACUAAUGGCAGUUACACAAGCCUGCAUUUUUUUUAACCAGGUUUCAGGGUUUUUAGAAAGGGAAAUUUGUAAAUUUGCCUUUUUAUUUGGAAGUGACCUGGCUAGUCUUGCCAUAGUCAUUUUAGUUAUACUCAGCAAUACAAGGUAAGGACCGAGUGAAAUGUAAAGUUUUCGUCUUAUCUUUUUGUUGUCAUUUCCUCUUCUCUGCGAGGAUCGGCUUUGGUGAAUUUGUAAGUAUGUUGGAUUUUUUUUUUACUCUGAUUAUUGAAAAGCAUUGCACCCAGAGUCUGGUCCCCAGACAUUGUACCUGGAGCUUUAUUGUUUUAAUUAAAUUACUUUUACAUAUUGUA
Molecule: messenger RNA, 1331 nt
Organism: Myxocyprinus asiaticus (Chinese sucker)
Lineage: Eukaryota; Metazoa; Chordata; Actinopteri; Cypriniformes; Catostomidae
Gene: snrpa
Product: small nuclear ribonucleoprotein polypeptide A
Exons: 7
Coding region: 103-942 (279 amino acids)
Biological process (GO): mRNA splicing, via spliceosome
Cellular component (GO): U1 snRNP
Molecular function (GO): U1 snRNA binding
Source: RefSeq, a predicted model, not a curated record